AUGGCUUCAGGCCCCGCACUCGACCCUACCAUGGGUCGCCAGCGCCAGGACUCAUUCGUGAGUGCUGGCCCGCGACCCAUUUCCAUGAACAACCAGAACCGAGACAAUGCGAACCGAAAUCGCAGGGAGAGUCUGGCUGGGAGCCUCAUGGGCGGCAUCAGCUGGGGCGGCAUGUCUUUUGGGAGUUUUGUGCGAGAUGACAUCAUGAUGCAAGGAUCGUCGCCUUUUGGCGCCCACCAGUCACCAUCGUUUCACUCGUCGUCCUAUCUCCCCAAGCUCGAGGCCAACUUUAUGCGAGACUUCACCUGCUGCGGGAAAAUCCUCCCUAACCUUCACGAUCUCCUCCAGCAUUACGAGGAAGCGCAUACAUCGACAAGUCCCAAUGUUGCACGCAAUAACAAUUUCUCCCAAUUUGGCCCCAUGGGAAUUCAAGGCAACAACAGGAUGCAAAGCGCAAGACAGACCCCAGGCACUGGGCAGACGACAGCUCACCCUUCACCAUCACAACUUGGUCAGCAGGCGCCCGGCGGCUUGCCACUGAUAGGUGUUGUGCCACCCAACGAUAACCAGAUGAACAUGGGACUGGGUGCAAACUUACCCGAUGAUAUGGACGCUGUGGCAGACAUGGAAAUGGACGAUGCAGUCGGGACGAUGGAGUUGGACGACAGCCAAAGGAUGCACCAAACCAGACACCUUUUUGGACAGCAGCAACGACCGCAGUUACACAUGGAUACCUCAGGCCUAACACAAGGUCUUCGUACUUCCCAGCCGACAACACCGGCUGCCGCCAGCUUCGGCUUCCAACACAACCCCACAGUUUCAUCAGUCAACACGCCCACCCUGACCACGCAGCAGCAGCAGAUGGCUGCACAGAGGCAAAUGGGUGGAAUGGAUGACAUGGAAGAAGAUAUCCCAGGCAUGCCCAUGGGAGGCACCGCCAACGACAUUGGGGACGUGAACUUUGGGGCCAAUGGCAAUGAUUCUAAUUUCUGCAUCAACGACCCGGGAAAGCAUUUGUUCAGCCCCAACGGCGCCUUUGCUCCAGGCAAUCGUACGAUCCAAGCGCAGCUAGCGCAACUGGGCAUCACACCUGGACAAAUCAACGACCCCCAGGCCAAUAAGAUUCUCAUGCAGCGGUUACAAAGCAUGAUGAUGUCGGAGGAGCAUAAGCCUUUCAAGUGCCCUGUCAUUGGAUGUGAAAAGGCAUAUAAAAAUCAGAAUGGAUUAAAGUAUCACAAGGCACACGGCCACCAGACUCAACAGUUGCACGAAAACGGCGAUGGUACCUUCUCGAUUGUCAACCCAGAGACCAGUGCUCCCUACCCAGGAACUUUGGGCAUGGAAAAGGAGAAGCCGUUCAACUGUGAAACCUGUGGCAAGCGAUACAAGAAUUUGAACGGGCUGAAAUAUCAUAAAUCUCAUUCACUGCCCUGCAAUCCCGAGUUCAAGCUCCAGGCGGAGGCUGCAGGUCUCAAGUUGCCACAAAACAGGCUUCCUCCUAACGGAAAUCUGCCAGGUGACAGCAGCAUGCAUCAGCAGGGCCCACUCUAG
Messenger RNA from Clonostachys byssicola, 1551 nucleotides. The record is from the annotation of a GenBank genome assembly. NCBI's taxonomy places the organism in Eukaryota, Fungi, Ascomycota, Sordariomycetes, Hypocreales, Bionectriaceae.